Molecule: messenger RNA, 1833 nt
Organism: Macrosiphum euphorbiae (potato aphid)
Lineage: Eukaryota; Metazoa; Arthropoda; Insecta; Hemiptera; Aphididae
Source: the annotation of a GenBank genome assembly
AUGUCCGUGGUCCAGAAAAAACUGGGCCCUUAUUUUGACGACAGAUGCUUCCGGAGCAUCGCACACGAACUUACGGUCAUGGGAAGAUUAAAAGUCUAUGGUGGUUCUUGGAACCUGCUGGGCGUCAAAGACUUGCCAAAUCCUUUUUCCGACCAUCUAUUGGAAGCUACUGUAAAUGUUACGGGCUUCGAACCGCUCGAAUCUAAUAUUGCACCCGUGGUAAUACCGGUGGAAAAUACGACGCGAGAAGUGCCGCUGCCGACUGAAACGAUUGUGGCGGAAAGUUCAUCUAGGAGCGUCAGAAAGGCAACAUUGGACCUUGGUCUUAACCAACAAUUGCCUAAAACCCACCCGCUCAUAAAAAUGUUUGUUGCUACGCUUAAAUCGGUCCACGGCGAGGAAUCGGCAGCAGCAACUAACUAUAUAGCAAAUGUGUCAAGGGUGCUGCAUUUCGUGCACACCCACUUGGUUGAAACGAACAACCCACCAAAACAUUGGGUGGACCUGGUUUCUACCGACGUCGAAGUGUACGAGAGAUACAUGACACUACGAGAAAAUACUGGCCAAACUAAGUCGACGACUACAAACUAUAUGAAAAACCUCCGGACGCUCUUUGAAUAUGUACUUAAGUCCUAUAUAUACACGGACCCGACAUUCCCCAAGGGGUUUGAUCUUUGUCCUUGUGUCCACACGGUGACCAAAAUCAAACUGCUUGAACACCAGUUGGGGCUCGUGUACAAACGUAAAACUAAACAGCUGCCUGGCGAGCUCUUUUCAAGGAAAACAAAAGAGGCACAGGCGCUACCUCAACACACUGAAGUUGAGGCCAGCGUGAAAAAAAUUGAAUCAAAUAUAACGGAAUGCCUCACCGAACUGGAAACAUUGUUCAGAAAUGACGGAACAGUUUCCGUCCGCAGCGAGAAAAACGGGACCGCGGAGGAGAAAAAGUUGUCUAGUCUAUGGCGCAAGACCACGUCAGCCUUGAUGAUUUCAAUACUUUGGACCUCAAAACAGAGGAGUGGCGUGGUGGUUAACAUGACGAUGGGCGAGUGGGAGGCCCGAAGACACCACUUGACCAGCGCCAUCAUCACGGUUAGCGACCACAAAACUGGUGAUAAGGAGCCGGCCUCGUUGGUCAUUGACGAGGAGAUGGAGCUGUCGAUGAUGAGGUACUACCAUUUGAGAAUACGGACGGGGUACAAACCUGUAAACUUUUUCGUCACCAACCGGGGCGAAAAAGUUACGAAAAUCUAUGAUGACCUUAACAAGAUUUACGGGGCCAACCUGUCGGCCAGGAUAUUUCGCAUAAUGACGGAGACCAGUGGCCGUAGCCAUGAUUCUGCAACGUCUUCGAUGGUUGCGAAGGCGUUGCAGCAUUCUGAAAACACAGCGCUAAAAUUUUAUCGGUUGCCCGCCACGGACGAGGCAAUGCGCAGGCAGCGGAGUCUGGACGCCGUAACACAUACGGCACUAGUCAAGUCAUUUGUGGACAAACAUUUCGAAGACUUCUACCCGCUGCUUCCGUAUUCAAAGUUUCCCUCGCCCGAUGAAGCGUUAGAGAAGAUCACCACGCACGACAUUUAUGAAUCUUACCCACAAGCCGUCAUCGACGUUGACUAUGUUCUCGGGUUGCGGGACCGUUUCGACUACCAUUUACAGGACCAGCUUGCGGGGAUCCUGUAUGACGAGGUGCUUGCUGCUGGUUAUACAAAAACCAACAUUAGUGACCACGCCAUUACGGACGUCGCGAGAUCUAGCAAAAUUCACCAUUUCCUAGUGAACCCGAAGUACCGCAAAAAGAUGAUUAAAAAAGUGAUUGCCAAGUUUGUGUAA